CUACGAUGUUAUCAUUGUAUCAAGUAUUUCAACAACCUAUCGUCCCUGCGUCCUUUCUCGGAAGCUUUCUCUUCCUCGGAUGGUGUUUUUUCAGUAUUAAACCAAAUCUAAAUAUGAAGCAGACAAGUUGGAUCUUGACGCUGAUCAGUAGCCUUGUCUGCACGUUUGUUUCCAUACCUUUCGUGAUUCAAUUUAUGCACUCAAAAUUAGAUAUGCGGCUACUGGACACUGAUAGCAAGUUCCACACUACCUUCACUUGCUUUUUUAUAUCUUAUUUAAUAUUAGAUCUCUCUCUUGGAUCUAUUUAUUAUCGAGAACGAGUUACCAUCAUGACCGGAUGGGUACAUCACUUGUUCUACAUUGCUGUCUUAUUUUGGUUUUUAAGGUUGCAAAUUUCCUCAUUAUUCACCGUGGCAUCGAUAUUGGAACUGCCCACUGUAAUACUGGCAAUAGGAUCAAUGGACCAUGAACUGAGAUCAGACUUGCUCUUUGGCUCGACCUUUUUUCUUCUUCGACUGGUGGCCCAUGCCUGGAUGACGAUUGCCUUGAAAAGACAUCAUAGGAUCAAGGUUAUGUGGGUUAUCGCAUUAGUUAUUUAUCCCCUUCAUCUCUAUUGGUUUUAUGGCAUUGUACGUACCAAUCUAAAGAAAAGAAAAUUAAGGCGUAUUGUAGUAAAGACAAUAAGCAAUGAUGUAUUCUAAAUAAAGCAUGAAUGUACCUGA
Messenger RNA from Rhizopus microsporus ATCC 52813, 722 nucleotides. RefSeq lists its product as uncharacterized. Gene Ontology annotation, cellular component: membrane. The transcript has 2 exons. The coding region runs from base 330 to 701 and encodes 123 amino acids. Lineage: Eukaryota; Fungi; Mucoromycota; Mucoromycetes; Mucorales; Rhizopodaceae. The record is from RefSeq and is a predicted model, not a curated record.